This is a messenger RNA of Ornithorhynchus anatinus (platypus), 1133 nucleotides long. Its product is annotated as C-type lectin domain family 4 member K-like. The transcript has 7 exons. The record is from RefSeq and is a predicted model, not a curated record. NCBI's taxonomy places the organism in Eukaryota, Metazoa, Chordata, Mammalia, Monotremata, Ornithorhynchidae. Bases 166 to 972 code for a protein of 268 amino acids.
AGAGCCAGAGCAGGAAGAGUUUGCUGUGGAGACUCAGAGCGUGAAGAGUUUUCACUGAAGACCAUGAAAAGUUUGCAGUGGAGACACAGAGUGUGAAAUAUUUGCAGCAGAGACACAGAGCGUGAAGAGUUUGAAGUGGAAGCAAGAGAAGAGGAAAGAAUAGACAUGGCUAGGGAUUACGAAAAUAUCUCUUUUGGACAAGUUUCACAUGUGCACGGAAAGGGAAGAAAGGACACUGAAGAGGUCUAUGAGGAUAUCCCUGGAAGAAAGUUGUCUCUGAAGAUUUGGGAUCCAACCUCCACAGCAGGCAGACCUGCAGCCCACAAGAGCCUCCGCGUCGCCUGUGCCGCUCUGAUCAUGCUCGCUGUGGUCCUCCUGUCCUCUCUCAUUGUGGUGACUGUCCUGUAUCUUCAGAACCAGAGAUGCCUUUGGGACAGUGAGAGCUACAGGUCAGCAGCGAACAUCAGUACCCUGAAGUCGGAGAUGGAGAAGCUACAAGGCCAUUUGGAGACCACCAGGGCCUCCCUCACCACACUCAAAGAACAGUACGGAAACUUUGUGAAGAAAAUUUCCCAAAACUGGAGGUUCCAUGCUGGGAAUCUCUAUUUCUUCUCCAUGGACAGUAGGACCUGGGGUGAGGCUGAGAAGUUCUGCGUGUCGGAAGAUUCGCACCUCGCGUCGGUGACUUCGGUGGAAGAACAGACCUUCCUUUUCAGCACGCCCAAUCAAGUCAGGCAUUGGAUCGGACUCAGUGACCAGGUCGUUGAAGGCCAGUGGCGAUGGACAGAUGGAACCAUCUACAGUGACGCUGAGAACAAAAGGUUUUGGAAGGAAAACGAGCCCAAUAACCAGGGAAAUGCAGAACAUUGUGUUCACCUAUGGGAGAAGGCAGAAAAAUCAUGGAAUGAUGAGCGUUGUGAAAGAAAUUUUCAAUUCAUCUGCAAGUGGGUCCCCAAGCCAUCUGGACGGUGACGUGUCCCUCUACACACAGCUGUAUUGCACCGGCGGUGUCUCCUUGCCUAUACCACGGCUUCUGCUUCUUCGCUCGGAGGCAAAGGCCAUCGAUCAAUGCUAUUUAGUGAGCGCUUAGUGUGUGCAGAGCCUUGAACUAAGCUCUUAGGAGAUGACAAUAA